Condylostylus longicornis is the source of this 1022-nucleotide messenger RNA. RefSeq names its product signal recognition particle receptor subunit beta (gene SrpRbeta). The transcript is spliced from 4 exons. The coding region runs from base 74 to 805 and encodes 243 amino acids. Lineage: Eukaryota; Metazoa; Arthropoda; Insecta; Diptera; Dolichopodidae. The record is from RefSeq and is a predicted model, not a curated record.
UUUCAUGGUUAAGUGCUGAACUAAGUUUCUUUAAGAACUUUAUUUUAAGUGAAAUUUAUUUUGAAAUAUUAAAAUGGAAAAAGAAACCAAAAUAGAAGACCAAAAAUAUGUAUUUAAAAUUGGUGAUUUUGAAAUAACACCAGUAAUAAUAGGAAUAUUAGCUGUUCUAUUCACAAUUGUAUUAUUAUAUCUUUAUAAAAAGAGUAAAUCAUCAAAAACCGAUUUUUUAUUGACCGGUCUAUGUGAUUCUGGUAAAACAUUUGUAUUUUCACAACUUCUUUAUUCAAAAGCUGUAUCGACAUUUACAUCAAUAGCUGAAAAUAUUGGUGAAUAUAAUUGUGGUAAAUGUAUUGUAAGAGUAAUUGAUAUACCUGGUAAUGAAAGAUUAAGAUCAAAAUUUUUUGAAAAAUAUAAAAAUAAUGCUAAGGGAAUAGUUUUUGUUGUUGAUAGUGUAACAUUUCAAAGGGAUGUAAGAGAUGUAGCCGAUUAUUUAUAUACGAUUUUGGCAGAUAAUACAAUUUCUAAAUGUCCAAUGUUAAUUUUAUGUAAUAAACAAGAUGAAACAAUGGCAAAGGGUUGUGCUGUUAUUAAAAAUUUAUUAGAAAAAGAAAUGAAUUUAGUUAGAACAACACGAACCAGUCAAUUAAAAUCAGUUGAUAAUACAGAUUCGAAUAAUGUGUAUUUGGGUAAACAAGGAAAAGAUUUUGAAUUUGUACAACUACCUCAAAAAAUUGAAUUUUAUGAAUGUUCUGCACAAAAUCAAGAGCUUAGUCAGUUAUCUGAUUGGAUAGAUAGAGUUGUUUAAAAAAAAAAUGAUCCUAUUAGUAAUGAUAUCAAUUUAAUUUUCGUUUUUUUUUUUUUUUCUUUGAAAAUUCGGCUUCAACUAAGUGAUUUUGUUUUUAAUGAGAAAUAAUAAUAUUUUUCUUUUGUAUUCGAAAUUUUAAUUAAAAAAAUCAAUUAAAUGUAAUAAUGAUGAUUUUUCCUAUUUUAUUACGAACAAAAACAAAAAAAAAAAUGUAAAA